CUCUCUCUCUUUCACUCUCUCUCUCUUUCACUCUCUCUCAUUCGCUCUGCAUUGGCAUCGCGUUUGCUUUUUGUAUUGUUCUUCUCCAAGUUCAACCCAGCGAAAAUAACACCAAAGCGCAACACUCGAGUCUCUUCUUUCCAAUGGACGCAGAUGAUGAUCCCGACGGCGGAGCCCGCCCACAUGCUCCUCAAGCUCCCCUAGCCGGCACCCACUCUGCUGCUGCUGCUGCUACCACUCAUCAUGCUGCUGCUGCUACUGAUGCUGCUGCUGCUGCUGCUGCUGCGGUCGAGAGCCGUGCCACCCUCCUCCACCGCAACCCGCCGCUCAUGUCCCUCCAUGCCGACAACGACGACGACGACGACGACGAAGACGAAGACGAUUAUGACGAACAUCACAAUCUCAACGUCAACGACGACGACGACGACGACGACGACGGAGCGGGCGUCGGGGGCGACAUGCGCCUCACGCAGCUGCGCAGUUCCGGGCCCAACGCUGCUGCUGCUGAUGCUGCUGCCGCCGACACCAGUCCUGGCAUCGCCGUGCUCUUCCAGACGCGGUCAGACCGCGUGACGGAGGUCAUUGAGGCCGAGCGCAAGUUCAAAAACCGCAUUGGCUCGGCGGACACGCUGCUGCGCAUGGAUGCUGCGACCGAAAUCCACGUCAUGUCGGACGCGGCGCUGCUGGCGAGCCUCAACCACACGAGCGCGACCAACGGCCUGACGCCCCACGUCGCCGAGAAGCUCUUCCACCUGCACGGUGCCAACGCCCUGCGCAUCCCCAAGCCUCCCGUGUGGCGCAAGAUUGCAAAGUUCUUUUUGGGCGGCUUUGGCCCGAUGAUUUGGGGCUUUGCGCUGCUGUGCUUCCUCGCCUGGAAGCCCGUGGGCGACCCGCCGGACCCUGUCAACUUGGGCCUGGCCGUGGUGCUCUGCUUGAUUGGCUUGAGUCAGGGCGGCUUUGCGGCAUUCCAGGAGCAUCACUCUGGGCAGGUGAUGAGCGCGCUCUCCAAGGUCGCGGUUGCGCAGGCCACCGUCAUCCGCGACGGCCAGACUGUGACGGUGCCAGCGACGACGCUUGUCGUGGGUGACGUUGUCCUUGUCAACAUGGGCGGCCGCCUUCCCGCUGAUGUCCGCUGGCUCGAGGUGCACGGGCUGAAGCUCUCGCUGGCCAACCUGACUGGCGAGAGCGAACCCGUCACUGCCACCACCCGCUCGACGCACGAAAACUUUAUGCAUUCACUCAACAUGGGCUUCCUCGGCUCGGAUGUCAUCGAGGGCUCGGGCAAGGGCGUCAUUGUGGCGACUGGCAACCAAACGGUCAUGGGCAAAAUUGCCAUCAUGGCGUCCCAGACGAGCGGCCCGUCGUCGUUGGAGCGCGACAUUGGCGUGCUGGUCAUCAUUCUCUCCGUGUGGGCGGUUGCCACGGCAGUGUUCAUUGCCAUCCUGUGGGGUGCUUGGCUGCGCAACUCGUACCCCCAGUUCAUGUCGGUGGCUGGCUUGCUCACCACGAUGGUUGGCGUCGGUGUCACGUUCAUCCCCGAGGGUCUGCCCAUGGCUGUUGGACUGGCGCUGACUGCCACUGCCAAGCGCAUGCACAAGAGCAACAUUCUCGUUCGCGCCCUGACCAGCGUCGAAACACUCGGCUCGGUGGACACUGUGUGCUCGGACAAGACGGGCACGCUGACUCAGAACAAGAUGCAUGUUGGUCGCAUUGUUUGCAGCGAUCGCAUUGAAAAGUCUCGCGCCCGUGUGCACCGUCUGCAGCAAUCUGGCUCGCGCAGCGUGCUCGAGCUCCUGUGGUCGCUGACGCUCUGCAACAACGCCACAAUUGCCACUGAUGAGCCUGAAGCUGGCGGACUGCCUGCCAUUCGUGGCGAUGCAUCCGACUCUGCCAUCCUGCGCUACUGCUCUGAGUUUUGCAACAUUGGUGCUGUUCGCCUCCGCAGCCCCCGCGUCGCGCACAUUGCAUUCAAUUCGCGCAACAAGUGGAUGCUGUCCAUUCACGACGGCCCCCUUGAUGCGAUUGAGCACGUCAUGCAAAGUGACAGGGCUGAACGCGAUGCCACACCUCCGACAACACUUGCCAGAAGUGGCGAUGCUGCUGGUGCUGCUGCUGCCAACCCCAACACGGCCCUCUCGACCCCGGCGCCAGUCACUCGCCGUCGACUGCUGAUGAAGGGCGCAGCCGAGUUGAUGCUCAAACGGUGCACCCGCUUGCUGUCGGACGACGGGCUGUCUGAAGGUCCUGCCGCCGGCCCUCGCUGGGAGCACAUUGUCCGCUCGGUCGAGCAGCUGUCCAACCAAGGCUACCGCAUGAUUGCUGUUUGCAAGACUGACCUGAACUCGAACGUCGAAAUUGCGUCAGAUCCCCACCCCGAGUCGCUGCCUUUGGAUGACCUGUGCUUUGUUGGCAUGGUUGGCCUGGUCGAUCCGCCUCGCCCGGAUGUGCCUCUGAGCAUCAAACGCUUCCACACUGCUGGCGUCAAGGUGGUCAUGGUCACUGGUGACCAUCCUGGCACCGCCACGGCCAUUGCGCGCCAGGUCGGCAUUGUUCGCAUGGACCGCGUCGGCUCGCUGGCUGAUUUCAAACCUGCCUGGCAGUCUGAGCUCGCCUUUUCGUCGAAAACGCCGUUGCCGUAUGCCGACCCCGAUGAUGAUGAGUUGCUGGACGACGCAAAGCUGAUUCCUGACAAAGCUGCCCACCACGACGAGCUGCACAACAUUGAGCUGAAUGCCAUGAGUGUGCGCAGCACGGGAUCCAUCGCACGCAUGACACACCACCACGAGCGGGCAGCUGCAGACGACCGCGACAACCCCGCUGAUUACGUGGUCGACCUGAGCCCGUCCGCGUUGGGCGCCAUCACCGUCACGGGAAUGGAGAUUCCGCAGAUGACCGCGUCGCACUGGGACUUUGUGUUUGCGCAUCGCGACAUUGUCUUUGCUCGAACCACUCCCGAGCAAAAGCUGCGCAUCGUGAAAGAGUACCAGGCCCGAGGCCACUGCGUGGCUGUGACUGGCGACGGCGUGAACGACUCUCCUGCGCUGCGUCAGGCGGAUAUCGGUGUGUGCAUGGGCAGCGGCUCGGAAGUCGCCAAGGAGGCGUCGGACAUUGUUUUGCUUGACGAUAGCUUUUCGUCCAUUCUUGUUGCAGUCGAGCACGGCCGCCUGAUCUUUGAAAAUCUCAAGAAGGUCAUCUUGUACCUGAUGCCUGCUGGUGAAUGGGCUGAAGUGAUGCCGGUGCUCGUGAAUGUGCUGCUCGGCGUUCCGCUUGCGCUCUCGUCCUUUUUGAUGAUUUGCACGUGCGCGGCGACCGACAUUGCUCCUGCGCUUGCCUUGGUCAAGGAACACGCCGAGCGUGACAUUAUGCGCCAGCCCCCGCGCAACCGUCGCCAGCAGCGCUUUAUCGACUGGCGCUUCAUGGUCGACGCCUUCUUGUACAAGGGCAUGAUUAUCAGCCUGGGCGCGUUCAUCAUGUUCUUUUGGUACAUGCAAAAGUAUGGCGGUUUUGGCGUGACCGACCUGAUCUUUGCCUUUGACAAGUGGACGGAUGGCUUCCACGGCAAGACGCAGGACGAGCUGAACGAGCUGCUCUACACUGGCCAGUCCGUGUACUUUAUUGCCCUUGUCGAGAUUCAGUUUGGCCACUUGUUUUCGACGCGCACCCGCUACCUGUCCUUCUUCCAGCACAACCCCUUCAAGGCUGGCCCCCACCGCAGCUUCCGCCUCAUCCGUGCCAUGUGCAUCUCGAUUGUUCUGGCCAUUCUGAUCAUUUACGUGCCGUUCAUCCAGGACUAUCUCAACACGCGUCCUCCUCCCACGGAAUUCUGGUUUGCCCCCUUCUCCUUCUCGGUGCUGCUCUUUGCGCUGGAUGAGACGCGCAAGCGCGCUGUCGCCCGCAAUCCCCGCGGUCUUCUUGCCAAGCUUGCUUGGUGAGGUUGUGUGUUUUUGUUUGGUGUUGCCCUUGAUUGUUUGUUUGUUUGGUGUUGUUUGGUGUUUUUUUCCGUUGAUUGUUUGCUGUUUGUUUGUUUGUUUGGUGUUGUUGUGGCCUGCUUGCCUUGGAGCGCCGUGUUCUUCGGAGGUGCAGUGCUUUUGCUCUGUGUUUGAGUGUGUGUUUGAGUGAUUGGUUUUGGCAUUCGAUUUGUUGCUUCAAUGUCUGUCGCGAGUGUCAGUGUUACACUGCAACAAGGCCAUUGUAUUGACAAAUCGACAACCCAUCGCCAUCAUCGUGAUUACAAAAUUUCGUCUCCAAA
This is a messenger RNA of Capsaspora owczarzaki ATCC 30864, 4249 nucleotides long. Its product is annotated as Na/K-ATPase alpha 1 subunit. The coding region runs from base 144 to 3932 and encodes 1262 amino acids. Gene Ontology annotation, cellular component: membrane. The record is from RefSeq and is a predicted model, not a curated record. Gene Ontology annotation, biological process: intracellular potassium ion homeostasis; potassium ion import across plasma membrane; sodium ion export across plasma membrane. Lineage: Eukaryota; Filasterea; Ministeriida; Capsasporidae. The transcript has a single exon. Gene Ontology annotation, molecular function: ATP hydrolysis activity; ATP binding; P-type sodium:potassium-exchanging transporter activity.